AUGGAUAAAAGCGAGCUGGUCCAGAAGGCCAAAUUGGCUGAGCAGGCAGAGAGGUACGAUGACAUGGCAGGCUGCAUGAAACGAGUGACGGAACAAGGAGCUGAACUAUCCAAUGAGGAGAGGAACCUUCUCUCAGUGGCCUACAAAAAUGUAGUAGGUGCACGCCGGUCGUCCUGGAGAGUCGUCUCUAGUAUUGAGCAAAAGACAGAAGGAAGUGAUAAAAAACAGCAAAUGGCUCGGGAGUAUCGAGAGAAGAUUGAGACUGAGCUGAGGGAUAUUUGUAACGAUGUUCUGUGUCUUCUGGACAAAUACUUGAUUCCCAACGCAUCCCAAGCAGAGAGCAAAGUCUUCUACUUGAAAAUGAAGGGAGACUACUACCGUUACUUGGCUGAAGUAGCUUGCGGAGAUGACAAGAAAACAAUUGUGGAGCAGUCUCAGCAGGCAUACCAGGAUGCUUUCGACAUCAGCAAAAUGGAGAUGCAGCCAACACAUCCUAUAAGGCUGGGCCUGGCUCUGAACUUCUCGGUCUUCUAUUACGAGAUCCUGAACUCCCCGGAAAAGGCAUGCUCUCUGGCAAAAACCGCUUUUGAUGAAGCUAUUGCCGAACUCGAUACCCUGAGCGAAGAAUCAUACAAAGACAGCACAUUAAUAAUGCAAUUACUGAGAGACAAUUUGACAGUAAGUAUACAUUAG
Molecule: messenger RNA, 693 nt
Organism: Staurois parvus
Lineage: Eukaryota; Metazoa; Chordata; Amphibia; Anura; Ranidae
Source: the annotation of a GenBank genome assembly